AUGGGGAGUGGAGGGAAGAGGGUUAUUGUGAUUCGGACAAUGGAAGGCAGAAUUGCUGGACGUCGACUUUUGGCGACGACUGCGGCAACGAAUGGAUGGGUGGCUGGACGGAUGGGACGGGUACAUAGAGGAAUAUGGAUGGAUAAGCGGAAGAGUAGACGGAUAGAAGGUUUAAUGAGUGGAUGGGUGGUGAUUGGACGAAGAGAUGGACUUGCUGGUAAAGGCAAGCACGCGGACGGCUACAGCAGCACUGCUGACGACUGUGACGGCGAC
Molecule: messenger RNA, 273 nt
Organism: Enterobius vermicularis (human pinworm)
Lineage: Eukaryota; Metazoa; Nematoda; Chromadorea; Rhabditida; Oxyuridae
Source: the annotation of a GenBank genome assembly